This is a messenger RNA of Apodemus sylvaticus (European woodmouse), 2199 nucleotides long. RefSeq names its product vomeronasal type-2 receptor 116-like. The transcript is spliced from 4 exons. The coding region runs from base 1 to 2199 and encodes 732 amino acids. Lineage: Eukaryota; Metazoa; Chordata; Mammalia; Rodentia; Muridae. Gene Ontology annotation, cellular component: membrane. The record is from RefSeq and is a predicted model, not a curated record. Gene Ontology annotation, biological process: G protein-coupled receptor signaling pathway. Gene Ontology annotation, molecular function: G protein-coupled receptor activity.
AUGAAUGCUGUGAUACUUCUAUGCAGGAUUGAUAUACGAAACUACCAACUUGUUUUGGCCAUGUUAUUUGCCAUCAAUGAAAUCAACUUGAACCCUCAUGUUUUACCAAACACUUCUCUGGGACUUGAGAUAUAUAGUCUCCCAGAUACUGAAAGGAACAUUCUGAAGAGUGUAUUCUAUUGGCUCACAGGUUUGAGCAUAUUUAUCCCUAAUUACAAUUGUAGAAAAAAGUGGAAAUCGGCUGCUACACUUACUGGAAUAUCAUGGAAAUCAUCUGAAAUCAUUGGGACAUUGUUGGGUCUUUACAAAUUUCCUCAGCUUACUGUUGGGCCUUUUGAUCAUGCAGAGACUGACACAAAUCAGUUUACAUCUGUGUACCAGGUAGCCCCCAAAGACACAGCUCUGUUCUGUGGUAUUGCCACUUUGAUGCUUCAUUUCAGCUGGACCUGGGUGGGACUGCUCAUCACAGAUGACCAUAAAGGUUCUCAGUUUGCAUCAGAUUUUAGAAUGGAGAUGGAAAAGAGCAAAGCCUGCAUAGCUUUUGUGGAAACAGUAUCGUUUGUGGGAGAACCAAUAUAUUAUUUGCUAAGAUAUGAUCAGAUGCGUACUCUAGAGUCAUCUGCAGAUGUGAUUGUAAUUUAUGAACACAAUAAUUUCCUAUUAACUAUAAUAGUAAAUAUCCAUAGAAAGUACACAAUGAAUAAAAUCUGGGUUAUGAAUAAAAAAUGGAUUAGCCCAAGUAUUCAUCCAUAUACACUGUCACAUUUAUCCCAUGGGGCUCUCACUUUUUCACCCCAUCAUGGGGAGAUUGUUGGUUUCAUAAAAUUCAUGCAGGAAGCCAAUCCUGUUAAGUACCCAGAAGAUACUUUUCUUCUUAUCUUGUGGAUGAUUUUUUUCAAUUGCUCAAGAUUGCAUUCUGCACGUAAAAUCAUUGAAAACUGUCUGCCCAAUGCCUCUUUGGGAUUGUUGCCAAGGAGUCUUUUUGAAAUGGUCAUGACUGAAGAGAGUUACAAUGUGUACAAUGCUGUGUAUGCAGUGGCCCACAGUCUCCAUGAGAAGAAUCUCAAUCAAAUACAAGUUCAACCACAGGCAAAUAUUGAUAGGACUCUGUUAUCCCCCUGGCAGCUUCACCCUUUUCUGAAGACUAUUCAAUUCAAAAACUCUGUUGGUGACCCUGUGGAUCUGGAAUGGAAAAGGAUGGCUGAUCCAGAGUAUGAUAUUCACAACGUUUGGAACUUUCCAUCAGGUCUUUCACUAUUGGUGAAAGUGGGUAUGGAUCAGUGUGUGCACUGUCCAGAAACUCAUUAUGCAAAUGCAGAGAAGACACACUGCCUGGAGAAAACUGUCACCUUUCUGGCCUAUGAUGAUCCCUUGGGGAAGGGACUCACACUCGUGUCCCUUGGAUUUUCAACUCUCACAGCUCUUGUUAUUGGGGUCUUUGUAAACCACAGAGACACUCCAGUAGUGAAGGCCAAUAACAGAUCUCUCAGUUACAUCCUGCUCAUCAUUCUGACCCUCUGUUUCCUCUGUCCAUUGCUCUUCCUUGGUCUUCCACACACAGCCACAUGUAUCCUGCAACAGAAUGUGUUUGGAGUUCUGUUCACAGUGACUCUAUCCGGUGUGUUGGCCAAAACCAUCACUGUAGUUAUGGCCUUCAAGAUUACAGCUCCAGGAAGAAAGAUCAGAUGGUUGCAGAUAUCACAGGUCCCUAAGUGUGUCAUUCCAGCUUGCACUCUGAUACAAGUACUUCUCUCUGGCAUAUGGCUGGGAACAUCCCCUCCAUUUAUUGACAUGGAUGCUCACUCUGAACAUGGACACAUCAUCAUUCUUUGCAACAAGGGCUCAGCUGUUGCCUUCCACUGUGCUCUGGCCUACCUGGGAGUCAUGGCCUUGGGUAGUUACCUCAUGGCUUUCUUGUCCAGGAACCUUCCUGACACAUUUAAUGAAUCCAAGUCCAUGGCUUUCAGCAUGCUUGUGUUCUGCAGUGUAUGGGUCACGUUCCUCCCUGUCUACCACAGCACCACUGGGAAGGUCAGUGUAGCUAUGGAAAUGUUCUCUAUCCUGGCUUCCAGUGCAAGCAUUCUAAUUGUAAUCUUUGUCCCUAAGUGCUACAUUGUUUUGUUUAGGCCAGAAUUAAACACACUUCCUCGUAACAGGGAUGAAAGACACCACAGGGGCAAAUAUUUACUUAAAACAUAG